This is a messenger RNA of Chara braunii, 2359 nucleotides long. The record is from the annotation of a GenBank genome assembly. NCBI's taxonomy places the organism in Eukaryota, Viridiplantae, Streptophyta, Charophyceae, Charales, Characeae.
GUCUUCGCACUUUAUCAUUGUUUUUCCAAUGCACUAUUGCAGCGAGGUCAGCGCUAUUGGAGCAAGGUCAGGCCUGUUCGUUACCCUCAGCUUCUCCUCGUUUGUGGUCUUCAAACUUUGUCAUUGCUUUUUCAAUGCAAUAUUGCACCAGGACAUUGGCAAUGCAUGACUGCAACUAUCACUCCAGUUUUGCACCGAUUCUCACUCAAUGCAUCGAGUACUGCAGUGAUUCUACAACUGCUACCGCAAUUACGACGGGAAUCACUGCGAGCACCACAGGAAUCACUGCGGUAAUUGCCACUCCGGUUUCUGACCAGUUCUCACUAAAUGCGUCUGUCACGGCAGCGAGUUGUAGGGAUUAACUGCUACAAAAAUUGAUACCGCAAUCGCCAUCAUGGCAAUAACCGCACCAGUCACCACAGAAUCACCGCGGUAAUUUCCACUCCGGUUCUACACCAAUUCUCACUCAGUGCAUCUUUUACUGCAGUCACUGGAAUUAACCGCCACAACUGUUACCGCAGUCGCCAUGGGGAAAAAUUCACAACGCCAAGUACCACAGGGAUCACCACAGUAAUUGCCCUUGCAUUGCGUUGAAAGACAGCCGCCACUCUCAUUAUAAUUCGAAUUGAAAUUCGCUAUUAUUCACAGCAACUACCACACCAUUUACCAUUGCAAUUGAGUCACCAGUGUAAUUCCCACUGUAUUACCGUCAUUCAUAUGGAAAUUCACUGAGGUAACAACGGUGCAGUUACCUCUGCAAUUCCGCCUCCAAUUCGUACGUCGAAAUUACGAGUCACCACUCCGCAUAACUGCGGCAAUAGCCUGCUGCAGAAGAGCUUCUUGGGUAUGAUAGUUUUUUUUUUUUUUUUUAGUACUUUUUACCUCUUUGUAUGUGUGAUUUGAAGCGUAGGAGGCAUGGGAGGUGGCCCUUUUGGAAAGCGGAGAAGAAAGAGAUGAAAAGAAAGAUGCGCCGCCAAAGGUUAUCUUUUCACAAAAAGGGGGUUUGGAUCAGUAUUUACUAUUUAGGGUGUUUUUUUCUUUCGUUUUGGUGUUGACCGUUUGUUUAUUUGGUGUGUGCUCUACGGAUGCGUGCCCAGUUUCGUCAAGAAGUUUGUGGUUAUCUUAACUUCCCUAGCUUUAUUCUUAUUAUCAUCCUCGGCAACGGCAAAGAUCAGGGGGGUCCAUUAGCCAUCUCUCCCAUUGGGCUGUCCUAAGCUUCCAAAAUGCGUCUAAGAACGAAAUUGUUGAGCAGGGGCUACAGGAUGAGAUUGAAUGCCGCUCAUGUCACGGUGCGGUAGUAGCCUCGCUGUUCUGCUCGCCCACUAGGCUGCCCUUUGGAAGUGUGAUUAAGAGGUGUGAAAUUGGUCAGCAGGGGCAACAGUCUCAGAGGUGAAUGCCACACAUGUUACGGUGGGGUAAUAGCGUGAUUGGACACUUUCGUUCGUUGGUAGACGCUUCGAGCGUGCACAAUUUCAGUCACUAUUUACUGGCGUAUGUCUCUAUCUAUCCCUGAGAUCUCUCUUGAGGAUGGUCUUGGGAUCAUCAUCCGCCAGCUUCCUUCUCAAUGCAUGCGGAAGAAUUUGCGGAAGUCUUGAAACGGAACAUCUUGUAAAGCGUCGAUCUUUGUUAUUUACUAUUUAGUGUUUCUUACAGAACUGUUUACUAUCUUUUCUAUCUAAAUGGAUAGUUUUGUUUCGCUGGAAUGCCGCUCUAUUCACCGGCUUUGUUCUCUCUUUGGAAGGAGCUGCUGAAGCUCCAGAUUGGGCCAGCUUGUGAGGCAUUGCCCUAUCCCUCCCCCCCUUUGGCCGCCACUGCUUGGGAUACCUAUUCUCAAUUUGCCACUCACUGCUCACAUGCUCAUGAGCCAUACCCGUCAUGCUUUUUUUCCUUUCCUUGUGGAGUUGUGUAUUGUGGACAUGACAGAGAUUGCACACAUUGGCGCUCAAGCAUCUUCAACCUGACCAGCCUUGUACGUGAGAGGCACAGUAGUAAGAGGGGAGCUACGAGAACAAAUAAAAUGGGAGGCCUCGCAAAGAUAGCUGAGGUAAACAUAAUCAACAGAACGAUAUAAUUGAUCCGAUUCCGUUGUGUUUUAUAUUGCUAACUGUUUCAUUGUUGGGUUGGCUCAUCUCAAGUGUGUGUCACAUUGCUUGUAUAAAGGUAAGAUUCCUAUGAUUUUGGAUAAAGAUAUUGUGCUUCAUGUUGCUGACUGUAGAGGCAAAACUGUUUCAUUUGUGGAUUGGCUCAUCUUGAGCAUGCUUCAUCGUCGGCAAUGGAGGUAAAGUUGCUGUGAUUUUGGACCUGCUCAUGUGGGUGGAACAGGGGAUGUUGUGGUGACAACUCGUGACAGCAUACAUAG